AUGUUAUUAAUGAACAACACACCAAAAAGAUAAAGAACUUAAGAGUCAGAUUUAAUAGAUUCUCUCAUUAUUAUUGAAGAUUUUAGUUUUAAGGAAAAUUAAGUUGAAUAUUAAAAUAAUCUUAAACUUAGAAAUGUAGAACUUUAAUAACUGAGAUAAAAAAAUACUAAAACUCCUACUUUAUUUAUAUCUACAUUAUCAUAAACUUAAUAAUAACUAUAAAUAAAUUCAAAAAGAGGAUCUUUAGCAGAAAUUCAUUCUAAUUUACCAAUUUCUCAAACAUAUUUAGGUUAAAUGUAAAAUAGAAAAAAAAGAGAGACAACUAAUUUAAGAUUAAAUGAAUUAUAAUCAAUAAAAAGAUACGAUUCUUUGGAAAAUUUAAUUCAAUAACCUACAAAUAGAAACUAUAUAAAAACCUAAAAUGAUUACACUACAAGAAACAAAGAUAACUUUUAUUUUAACGCCUAAUAAGUUCAAAUUUAACAAUUAAUAAAAACAUUGGGAAGCAGAAGAUAUUGA
This is a messenger RNA of Paramecium sonneborni, 519 nucleotides long. The record is from the annotation of a GenBank genome assembly. NCBI's taxonomy places the organism in Eukaryota, Ciliophora, Oligohymenophorea, Peniculida, Parameciidae.